This is a messenger RNA of Meyerozyma guilliermondii ATCC 6260, 2478 nucleotides long. RefSeq lists its product as uncharacterized. Bases 1 to 2478 code for a protein of 825 amino acids. Gene Ontology annotation, cellular component: membrane. Lineage: Eukaryota; Fungi; Ascomycota; Pichiomycetes; Serinales; Debaryomycetaceae. The record is from RefSeq and is a predicted model, not a curated record. The transcript has a single exon. Gene Ontology annotation, molecular function: ATP binding; ATP hydrolysis activity; ABC-type transporter activity.
AUGUCUCCUUUGAUUGGGGAAGCGGUCAAAUUAUGGGCUAUCAUGGGAGGCUCGGGAAGUGGAAAAACGACAUUGUUAAACACCUUAUCUCAACGGUUGAAUGCUCGCAAUAAGAAGCUUCAGUUCUCUGGAAGAGUUAACUACAAUGUUGCUGGAGGUCUGCCAGACUCGAAAGUCAAGAACUCAUUCAUGCAACAAGACGAUUUUUUUUUACCUGGACUCACUGUUUUUGAAACCAUGAAAUUUCAAGCAGACUUGAGACUUCCAUCAUCAACCACCACUGACGAGAAAUUGCAUUUGAUAGACCACCUUUUAUCCAUUUUGGAACUCGUUCAUUUGAAAGAUAAACAAAUAGCUCAAUUCUCCACAAAAAAGACCAACUUGUCUGGUGGUGAGCAAAGAAGAGUGAGUUUGGCCAUUCAAUUAUUGAGCAAACCUUCCAUUCUCUUUUUGGAUGAACCCACCACUGGCUUGGAUGCCACAAGCUCGUACAACUUGGUCCUGCUACUCAAAAAACUUGCAUCCCCCGAAUUUGGCAUUACUAUUGUGCUUUCUAUUCAUCAGCCCAGGCCAGAGAUAUCCACCUUGUUUGACAAGAUCUGUCUACUCACCCGAGGUGGCAGGGUUGUUUACUACGGCAGUUUCAACGAGACUGAAACAUAUGUUACCAAGCUCUCUGAUUUGGGUUUUGACAAAGGCAAUCAAUCGAAGGGCUUCAUCGAUCGUAUAAUGGACAUGUCCGUGAAAGAUGCCUCUUCUGCGGAAAACGAAGUAAAUUCCAAUUCACGAAUCGACGCUCUCGUGCGUCUUUGGGAGUCACAAACAUCGCAAAAUGAAAAAUCUCCUUCAAGUUACCUGAAAUCUGAGGACGAACAGUUUCUGUCAAACAUCUCCAGAUUUCACCGUCCAAAAAAUGAGGCCAUUCUGUUCUGGAGAGAGCUUAUCAUCUUGACUAAGCGCUCGUUUAUUCUCACCUACAGAGAUGUAGGCUCGCUUAUUGCCUUGAACGGCGGGGCUCUCCUUUUGGCGGUAAUUUGUGGGUGGAUAUUUUACAAACCAGAGCCAGAUCUUGCUGGAAUCAGAUCAAUAGUUUCAACGUUAUACGUGAUGCUAGAGGUUGUUGGUUUCGCUCCCAUGUUUGUGGAGAUUGAACGUCUAUAUUCUACCGAUGGUGUCUUUUUCUACCGAGAGUAUAAAGAGAAUUUUGUCAGCAUUCCAGGGUUCAUUAUCUCCAGACGGCUCGGGAAAUUCUUUUUGGAAGAUGUGUCGGUGGCCGUUAUCUUUGCCCUGAUUACUUAUUUCAUGUGGGGACUUCGUAUCACCACCGAUUUGGAUGGCCCACAAACUCCAUCAUAUUUUUUCAUCUAUUUGGCAGUGACAAUCUUGACCAACUUUGUCGGAAUGGCUUCGGCAAUGUUCUGUUUUGCGCUCUGUGACGACUUUGCUAUAGCUUCGUUGGUCACCAAUGCAUUCUACCAACUACAAAAUAGUGCAUGUGGGUAUUUCGUCAAUGCAGCGACUAUGCCUGUUUAUGUCCGUUGGGUCAAAUAUCUUGCAUACUUUUGGUAUGGAUUUGGUGCCCUUACAUCAAACCAGUUUACCAAUUGGACGGGUGACUGUCCACAUUCUGACAAGAGCUUGUGCCAAGAGUAUUCUGGCGCAUACCAACUUGAAGUUCUAGGCUUUCCCCAAGGCUGGGUCAAGCAGCCCAUAUGUAUAUUGUUGGCUUGGGUUAUUGGAUUUUAUUUGUUGACUGCCGUCUGUCUCUAUUUCAAGCCUUUAGAAAUGGAAGUUGCAAAAUCAAGACUGAAGUCCAACGAAAAACUGAAAGAUACUGACGAUGAGCCAUCGGAAAAUUGCAUAUUACAGCAGGAGUUUGAACUGAAGAAAUCUAGCGAGCUGCAGCUGACAUUACAGAGGUCCCAGAUCAAGUACGACAACAAGUCGAUCGGUGUUAGCAUUGACAAGAUCGAGUUGAAGGUCACAAACAGAAACCGCAAAUACGCUAUAAUUCCCCAAAAAAAAACACAAUUUACGUUGCUAGACGGUGUCAGUGCUACAUUUGGAGCAGGUACUGUUAAUGCAAUUAUGGGUCCAUCAGGAAGUGGAAAGACAACUUUACUUAAUCAUCUUUCCAACAGGUUACCAAAGACUUCCAACUACGUAUGCAGUGGAACUAUACGGCUUAAUAACUCUUUGGUUGUCUCACCACGAAAGCUUUCCACCAUUGCUGCAUAUGUGACACAACAUGACAAUUCUUUAAUACCAACUUUGACCGUCAGAGAGACCUUAUACUAUCAAGCCAAAUUGAGGUUGCCUUUGGAGAAGCACAAAUCAAUUCCGGGAAUUGUUGAGACAAUGAUUCGUAGAACCGGCUUGAUUGACUGUGCUGAUACGAUGAUCGGUAAUGAAUUUAUCAAGGGAAUCUCUGGAGGAGAGAGAACGCAGAGUUUCCAUCUCGAUUCAACUUUUGAGUGA